Triticum turgidum subsp. durum (durum wheat) is the source of this 450-nucleotide messenger RNA. NCBI's taxonomy places the organism in Eukaryota, Viridiplantae, Streptophyta, Magnoliopsida, Poales, Poaceae. The record is from the annotation of a GenBank genome assembly.
AUGGCCUACAAUUGGCGUCGAAAGAACGCCGAGAACAGUGGGGAUGCUGCAUACUUGUUGAAGCUGCAAAACCGGAAGAAAGGUGUGGCAUAUGGAUCAGUCCAGGUGACAAAGGACAUCAAAUAUGCUGAUAAUCAACCAAUAGUUCCCUGGGGACCUAGAUACUCUAGAGCCACUGCAAAGGACGUACAAAUAAAUAUGGCAAUAUCAGCAACAUUUGAGUACGGUGAGGUUGAAGGCCGAGGUAUACAUAUGGCAAAGCGAGUGCUUCGUAGUUUGGGUUUGGUACUUGGAUCGAUAUUUGCUGCAUCCCUGGGUUAUACCGGACUGGCCAAUUUCUCCCAGUUUCUUGGUCACUAUAUUCCCUCUCUUGUUUAUAACUUCCAGGAGUUGAUUGUGACCACAGCUUCAUCUGUUCUGCUUUGCAUAUUGGCUACGUACUACCGAUAG